Messenger RNA from Pistacia vera, 1945 nucleotides. RefSeq names its product NAC domain-containing protein 7-like. NCBI's taxonomy places the organism in Eukaryota, Viridiplantae, Streptophyta, Magnoliopsida, Sapindales, Anacardiaceae. Bases 571 to 1647 code for a protein of 358 amino acids. Gene Ontology annotation, biological process: regulation of DNA-templated transcription. Gene Ontology annotation, molecular function: DNA binding. The record is from RefSeq and is a predicted model, not a curated record. The transcript has 4 exons.
AUUCUUUGUGUCUCUAUCAGUUGCGGGUAGAGUUGGCAGUCGAAACAGCCCUUAGCUUGCCCUAAUUCUCUCUGUGUCAGCUUUUUUCCCGCCCUAAGCUUAUACACCAAUUUAGCUCAAACCGACAGUGAGAGACAAUGAGAGUUCAUGAUAUUGAUAGAACUAUUGUGCUAAGCUAAGCUACUAAGUUUAAUCAUAAAUUUUUCAUCAUUAGGGUUUUCUCUCUCUUCUGUUUUGGUUUUCUUAUUUAACCCUAUCAAUUCUCCAUUCUUCCAUUCCUUGCAGCCUUUCCUUUUUCGAGUUAUUUCUUUCCUCGGGAUCUGAUCCGACAACUAGACAGUUUUGUGGGAGUUCCAAAACAAUUGGGUUCAAUUCCCGAGGACACAUAUAAACACAUAACAACAUAGUUUGUACUUUGUUGUCUUGUUUCUUGUCUCACUUAGAAACCGUGUAUUUAUCAAAAAGAAGGUUUGAUUCUUGGUGGAAGAUUCAAUCAACCCAGAUCUGUGGAUUACAAGAGCUAGAGAUCUUGGUUGCUUGACUUUAUUUGUAUCGAUCGAGAAGGAGGAUAUGAAUACUUUUUCACAUGUUCCCCCUGGCUUUCGGUUCCAUCCGACCGAUGAAGAACUUGUUGAUUAUUAUCUUAGGAAAAAAAUCACUGCAAGAAGGAUUGACCUAGAUGUCAUUAAAGAUGUGGACCUCUAUAAAAUUGAGCCAUGGGAUCUUCAAGACCUAUGCAGGAUAGGAACAGAAGAGCAAAAUGAAUGGUACUUUUUCAGCCAUAAAGAUAAGAAGUAUCCAACUGGAACUCGAACAAAUAGAGCCACAGCAGCUGGAUUUUGGAAAGCAACAGGUAGAGACAAGGCUAUAUAUUCGAAGCAUGACUUAAUUGGAAUGAGGAAGACCUUAGUCUUUUAUAAAGGUCGGGCUCCAAACGGACAAAAGUCAGAUUGGAUCAUGCACGAAUACCGCCUUGAGACAGAUGAAAAUGGUACUCCACAGGAAGAAGGUUGGGUAGUGUGUAGGGUGUUCAAGAAGAGAAUAACUACCGUGCGUAAAAUGAGUGAGCAUGGAUCUCCUUGCUGGUAUGAAGAUCAAGUCUCAUUCUUGCAAGACUUCGAUUCACCGAAGCAAAAUUCGCAGCCCAAUUUGGCUUACCACCUCUCCUAUGCCUGCAAGAAAGAGCUAGAUUUGCAGUACCAAGUUUCCCAUGAACACUUUCUCCAGCUUCCACUUUUAGAGAGCCCAAAGCUACUGCAAACACCUGGAAAUGUAAACUGCAGUCCAAUGGCUGCAUAUGGACUGGACAUAAACCAUGCAAACACUUUGCAGUCCUCAUCACUUUCACAAGAAGAACAUAUCCAGCAUCCUCAUGAGCAAAUCUUGCAUCCAAUGUAUGGCAGAGACAACAACGAGCAGGCAGUGGAUCAAGUCACCGAUUGGCGAGUUCUCGACAAGUUCGUGGCUUCCCAGCUCAGCCAAGAUGAUGUUCCUAAAGAAAAUAACUACUCAAAUGGAGGCAACAACAUGUUUCGUGCGAAUGAGCAGACAAAUAAUAUUCUGAUGAGACACUUGAACAAGCAAGAAAUGGUGCCGGAGAAUCCCUCAACCUCAACCUCCAGUUGUCAAAUUGAUCUAUGGAAGUGACAACUUACUAUUUAUAAUUAUGAGACAGUAUAUACUGAUUAUAGGAUAUUCAAUGCAGAGGUAAAGGGAAGUGAUUAUAUAAUCUAAAUUCCUGUACAUAAUAAAACUAAAUAAUAUAACUUUUGUUUUAACUCUUGAGCUUCUAGCUCUUCCUCCUAAUAUUUAAGUUAAUAUCACCAAACUAAAACCGAGUGUUAAGCUGCUGUAAGAUGUGAAAUUGCAGCAUUUGUUUGUUUGUAAAGGUCUUUUAUGUAGCCUAUACUGUUCUAACAGCCGUAUGUGCUGUUUAUUCAUGUUU